AUGGCAAUUUUUCGAAAGCUCAAACAGCGACUUGCAUCCGUCCGUGGUACAGUUUCGCAGACUGUCCGGUCGCAGCAAGACAAGCGUACAAGUGAGGACCGCCUCGACGUCGUAGAGGCUAACCGCUCGGCACACGAACAACUCGUCAAUGAUCAGUGCUUGAAGGCUACACGCGAUGACCUCGAGGCCCUCGAGGCUCGCAAGAACAGAAUUGAGAGACUGGAAUCCGGUUGCAAACGUUUGGAGGAGAUGAUCGCUCGCAAGAAGGAACUGAUUGCGCGUCAGGAGGAGAUAUCUGCUGCCAAAGAUCCUUAUGUCGCCGCUGCCGAUGAGUCGGACUCGCUAUUACACGAGUUGGCCGACAAGCUUGAGAUCGCAGAGCAUCUAGCAAGCAACGAUGGCCACACCGACGUCGUAAUCGAUGAGGCAGUCGCUAUCAUGCGUGACGGGGAAAGCGAGGGGUAUGAUAGUAUCAGCAUCGAAGAUCUGGAGAAGGCUCUGUGGGACGACCUUGAACGCAUUCGUGGCCGUGUCUUCGAGCUCAAAGCAUUUAUUGACAGCGGUCGAAGCAUCUGGAACCCCGCCGAUAGACAUCAGCUCACCUAA
Molecule: messenger RNA, 606 nt
Organism: Cyphellophora attinorum
Lineage: Eukaryota; Fungi; Ascomycota; Eurotiomycetes; Chaetothyriales; Cyphellophoraceae
Exons: 3
Coding region: 1-606 (201 amino acids)
Source: RefSeq, a predicted model, not a curated record